AUGAAAGACAAACAAGAUGGCUCUCUUUGGAAGGAGAAUCCUGAAGAAAUCAAAGAUUCUUUACUGUCUGUUAACGUGUCUGGGAACAAAGCAAAAGUGUUAGGUAAACCAUAUUUGGACGCGAGUGAUUCACCUCAGCAGAAUGUUGACGAAAAUUCUCAAGUUGAAAUGUGUUACAACGACAAGAAAGAUGCUGCUGAAGAAUUCAAAGAUAAAUACCCAGCGCAAUCCAGCAAGUCCCGCUCUUCAUUCUCAGUGGAGCAGGUGUUGCAAUUAGAACGAGUUUUUGAACGACAGAAAUACCUGGGCUCCAGAGACAGGCAAAGGCUUGCAGAGCAGCUUCAGAUGACUGAGACACAGGUAAAAACCUGGUUCCAAAACAGACGAAUGAAACAAAAGAGAAAACGAGCUGAGGACGUCGAACGCAGAACCAAACUAUCAUUCCUGAGUAACCUUGCAUAUUCCAUGCAGCACGGUUUCCAUAGUUACCCACCUGACUGCGACUGUCGUCCUCCCACCUAUCCCGACACUCCUCUGGUGUUGAGAACUGAGCUGCCGUCAAAGUACGCGUGUUCCUCAGUCUCGCCUUGGAGUACUCUGCCUUAUUAUCCACCACCACCAUAUUGGGGAAGGUACCCAGUACCAUAUUGAUCAUCAUCAGGAGCCCCCGGGCAAUUUAGUUCCUUUGCUUAGGGUGCAAUUGUUUUCUAGGCGGGCUAUAA
This is a messenger RNA of Pocillopora verrucosa, 722 nucleotides long. RefSeq names its product T-cell leukemia homeobox protein 2-like. Lineage: Eukaryota; Metazoa; Cnidaria; Anthozoa; Scleractinia; Pocilloporidae. Gene Ontology annotation, biological process: regulation of DNA-templated transcription. Gene Ontology annotation, molecular function: DNA binding; DNA-binding transcription factor activity, RNA polymerase II-specific. The record is from RefSeq and is a predicted model, not a curated record.